Messenger RNA from Acytostelium subglobosum LB1, 3306 nucleotides. RefSeq lists its product as hypothetical. The record is from RefSeq and is a predicted model, not a curated record. The coding region runs from base 1 to 3306 and encodes 1101 amino acids. NCBI's taxonomy places the organism in Eukaryota, Evosea, Eumycetozoa, Acytosteliales, Acytosteliaceae. The transcript is spliced from 7 exons. Gene Ontology annotation, molecular function: phosphorelay sensor kinase activity. Gene Ontology annotation, biological process: phosphorylation; phosphorelay signal transduction system.
AUGAGUUGGAACAGGGACCUGUCCAGACAGAGGUCCACCACUCUUGAUCCAGAGUCCAGUGUAUUCCAAUCACAACGAUCAGAUGUUGUUGACAAGGCAAAGGUUGUAAGAUUCUACUCACCACAACUAAAGGUUAGUCUUCAAAGAUUGGGACUGGAGAGGUCUGUACCACCUCCUACUACACCACCCUCGCCAACUACACCUGUCUCGCCACCAGUACCAAUGGGCUCAUUACGUGGUCCUGGUGGACACCGGGCAACAGACCCAGGCGAAUCACCACCUGGACCUGUACCCGUAGCAUCGGGAGCAUGGGUACCAGAGUCACCAAAUGAUCGACUCAGACGACCAAAGUCCUUCAGCUUCACAAUGGGCGAGUCGAAUGCACGCAUGUCUGAACUGUCGACCAUUGUCUCAAAGGUGCCCAAGAACGAGUUCACAAUGUUGUUCGAGGUGCUCAAGUCGCCAGACUCAAUGUUCUUUGAUCACUACAAGAAGAGCCACAGAUUCAAGACCCUGCUGGUUCAGCAGCCACAUGCUCCAAUCAAUCAGAUGGUGGCCAACACAUUGAAGCGACGCGGACACACUGUCACCAACACAUUGCCAGACAUUGAUCUCAUCAGUCAGUUGCAUCAGAAGGAUCCAUUCUCAAUGAUCAUCAUCAAUCAGUGCACAUGUCCAUCAUCGGACAACAUACAUGUCGAUGGCCGAUGUGACUUUGGCAGGGCAACCACAUCCUUGGGACGCAGCUCGCCCCUCCCAACCAUCGUCGAGGAGGCAGCCACUCCAGCCUCAUCCUCAUCCUCAACACAAUCAUAUCACAACAAUUCAAGCGUCAUUGACGCUGGCUACAGGACAACGACCACUGCUACCACCACAACCACGCACGACAUUGAUGGACAGGUAGUGGACUUUAUACGCGAUCUGAGGAUGAAUGUUGUUGGAUCACAUAGUGUCAUCAUAGUUAUAUCAAAGAGUGAUGAACCUGCUGAAUGGUCAUUACUUCUGGACGCAGGUGCCAAUGAUUACAUUCAUCAUCCAUUAUCAUCCAUCCUACUGGACGUUCGACUGAACUGUGCUGAGAAGAUGGUUGGCGAGCAUCAUUGCAUGAGGAAGGCAGAUGAGUUGGCAAACAGCACACGCAAGAUAAUCAACUGUAUCGAGUACAGUGGCGAAGGCAUUGAGAUUUGGGACGCUGAUGGAUACAUCAAGUACUUGAAUCAUGUAACAUCCAAAGCAGUUGGAUAUGCGAGAUGGGAGAUACUUGGCAAGAAGUUCUCAAAUCUGAUCGAUAACCAGGACAUCAUUCCAGCAAUGUGGGCCACACUAACUGUUGGAAAGAGUUGGCAUGGCUCAAUCAGGACCAAGCAUCAGUUGGGCAAGGUCAUAUAUUUCGAAGCCAAUGUAUCGCCAGUAUUUGAUGGAUUCCAGAGGAUAAUUUAUUAUGUUUGUUCAAAGAGAGAUGUUACACAGAGACGUAUGGAUGAGGAGUCGAGGACUGCUCACCAGGAGAAGACGUUGGAAUCAUCAAGAUGGAGAUUGAACAAGACCAGUCAUGAUAUACGCACACCAAUGAAUAGUAUAAUUGGUAUGACUGAGCUCCUGUGCAAGACUGCCACAAGCGAGGACCAACUCCAAUUCCUGGAGAUUGUACAGCGCGCCUCAAACUCCUUGCUCAACAUCCUCAAUGAUAUAUUGGACAUAUCAAAGAUUGAGUCUGGAAAGAUGGAUGUGGAGAAUAUCGAGUUUGACAUUAGGACCACUAUUGAGGAGGUGUGCGAGUUGAUGGGAGAGCGAGCACAGUCCAAGGCCUUGAACCUCAUGUGCUUCAUACAUCCCAGUACGCCUCACAACUUGAUUGGUGACUCUUGCAAGUUGAAACAGAUUAUCACAAACCUGAUUGGUAACGCAGUCAAGUUCACAGACAAUGGAGAGAUCAUUGUAACGUGCCAAGUUGUAAAUAUUGAGUCGGGCACGACUACGCUUAAGCUUGAGGUCAAGGACACAGGCAUUGGUAUCAAGAAGGAAGCACUGCCCUUGUUGUUCAAAGCAUUCACACAGGCAGAGGGCAGCAUUGCCAGACAGUACGCUGGCAGUGGUCUCGGACUGGCCAUCUGCAAGGAGUUGGCGCAGUUGGCAUUCAAAGGUGAGAUUGGUGUCGAGAGUCAAUAUGGUCUGGGGAGUACAUUCUGGACCAUACUCAAGUUCAAGUCGGUCCCAAAGGAGUCGCCAUCCCCAUCACCAUCACCAUCGUCAUCUUUAACAUCGUCGGCUGAGGAGCAUCCUGUCGGCGGAUCAGUGCAGUACACCGUGAGCAGUGAGCGACCACCAGACUUCAAGGGAGCGCGUGUAUUGAUGGUCGGAAGCAACGCCAACCAAGUCAAGUUCUUAAAGGAGCAAAUGAGUGCAUGGAACAUCGCACUGGACUCAUCAGACCCGCCUGGCGCACUUAACAAAUGGAAUGAGUCAAUAACCAAUGGUCGACAUUACUCGAUGGUCAUCAUUGACUACCCAACUGCUGGCUUCCACGUUCUGGGCGUCUCUCAAACCCUACACACGAUGUCCAAAGAAGCUGGCAUCAAUGUACCAUUCCUCCUACUCCUCCCCCUAAAGAUGCGAUCACCUCAACUCGAGAAGGAAGCCAAGUCAAGCGGUAUCAAUGAAGUCGUCACCAAGCCAAUCCGCAUGUGUAACCUCCUCGAGUGCACCAUCUCAAUGCUGGGAGUACGAAGGAGGAGUCAUAGGAUGGUCAGGGUCGAACCGAUACAGAGCCCACAUGAUAAGUUGGAGAUUAGGACGUUGGUGGUGGACGACAAUCAUAUGAAUCAAAUGGUUAUUAGGAAGAUGUUGGAGUCAAUAGGUUGCAAGCCAGAUAUUGUGUCCAGUGGGCGCGAAGCGUUGGACAGGUUCGACAACAAUCAUCGUUAUGAUCUAGUGUUCUUGGACAUCUCAAUGGCGGGCAUGGACGGCAUGCAAGUGGCCAAGGCAAUAAGACAACGAGAACAAAGCAGCAGUAACUGCAGCAGUGGUCGUGGUCAUGGUAAUGGACAUCAACUACCACAACUGCGAACAACAAUCAUUGCUACUACAGCUCAUGCUAGUAAGGAGGACCAGGCCAGAUGUUUGAAUAGUGGCAUGGAUGACUUCUUGGCCAAGCCAAUCAAGUUGGAGAAGUUGAGUGAGCUUGUGUCCAAGUGGCGCCAGAACAAGUGGCAGCAACUACUACUUACCAACAACAACCUGUCACCCUCUGAUCCUCAAGAUCUUGGUGCCGCCUCACCCACAGCUUCAUCAUCAGGGUAUAAAUAA